Messenger RNA from Astyanax mexicanus (Mexican tetra), 1461 nucleotides. Its product is annotated as high affinity immunoglobulin gamma Fc receptor I. NCBI's taxonomy places the organism in Eukaryota, Metazoa, Chordata, Actinopteri, Characiformes, Acestrorhamphidae. The transcript has 6 exons. The record is from RefSeq and is a predicted model, not a curated record. The coding region runs from base 202 to 1116 and encodes 304 amino acids. Gene Ontology annotation, molecular function: transmembrane signaling receptor activity. Gene Ontology annotation, biological process: cell surface receptor signaling pathway.
UUGUGGAACGUUUCUAUAUCUUUGUGGUGAACCAACACAACACACCACUUCAACCAGAAGGGAAGUAGCAUAAGUGCUCUUUUCCUGUUUUUUUGCUUUCAAAGCACAAAAAAGGGGAAAUUCUCUGGAUCAUUUUCAACAUAUAAAGGCUUAUUGUCUCCCAAACUGAUCACAGAGCAGGACACAGGCAGUAGCAGCACCAUGGACUUCUUACCAGGCUCUGUCGCUGUUUUGGCUUUGUUUGCAAUUGUGAAGUCUCAAGAUCCCACACCUCUUCCUGUGUUGGCCAAAAUUACGGUACAAACGGGGGAGGCUCGCCUCUUCUCAGAGGAAGACGUCCAGCUUAAGUGCAGCAUACCUGAUGACCCGGGAGCAAAUUGGAAAUACCACUGGUUCCAGUAUGGCAAGCGUUUGAAAACCACGGAGGUGUACAGUUUUAAAAAUGCAGCUGUCCAGCAAAGUGGAAAUUACACCUGCCAAGGAGAGAAAGACAUUGAGGCCUGGCCCUAUUCGCUGAACUCACUUCCCAGUGAGCCUAUCACUGUACAUGUGGAUGGUGGUUGGGCCCUCCUGCGAGUCCCAGCAGAGCCUGUACUCAUCGAGGAAAGCAUGACCCUGACCUGCCGUGUUCGAGAUGAGCCAGUGCUGGUGGAUGUGAUCUUCUAUAAGGAUGACGUUGAGAUCUACAAAUCCAAGAGCAAAGACCUGGUGUUUAAAAGCCUCACACUGAAGGACCAGGGUUUUUACAGUUGCAGGGCAACAUGGACUCAAAGGUUUGAAUUCCAUUCUGCCCAGUCCCAGCCUGCUUUUGUAACUGUGCUAGAUAAACUAGUCACUCCUGUGCUAAAGUUGGAGCCUAAGAAGUCUUCAGUGAAGAGAGGGGAUAAUGUGGUUCUCAGGUGUGUGACCCAGCUGAAUGCCAGAGAAAAAGGCCACAGUAUAGAUUACUACUUCUUCAAAGAUGAGGAGAGGCUGGGACCCUCCUCCUCCCACGAAGCAUACACCAUCCAAAGAGCUGAGGAAAAUGACGCAGGGUUCUACACCUGCAAAGUGCGCGUGAGGACUCUGCAUUUGGAGAAGUGGAGCGACCAGGUGGAGCUGCGAGUCAGAAAGUGAAGAGCCAAGUCCCUGACCAGAAAAGAGCCAAGGAUAUCAGCUGCUGGCUUCUCACACCCAAAUGGGACAUGGGUUUGAUACCACUUCUGUCAAAUUAUGUUUUAUUUGUCUACCCCUAAUAACUGUCAUGCUUCAACUGGAUUAAGACCAUGUCAUUGGGAAAUAAACCAAUAUUAUUACAUUUGUAAAGAUGUGAAAUCUUAAUGAUGAUCAUAUUUCUUGUUUGAUUUUAAUAUAAAAUAUAUUCACAAUUGCCUGAUUUAAGACUUUUAAGAUUUUAAAUGACAUAAAUGACUGUUACAUUAUGAAGUUAUGAAUAAUAAACAUACAGCCGUAUAUCUUUAA